Messenger RNA from Hirundo rustica (Barn swallow), 1242 nucleotides. RefSeq names its product PDZ and LIM domain 2 (gene PDLIM2). Gene Ontology annotation, cellular component: stress fiber; Z disc; filamentous actin. Gene Ontology annotation, biological process: muscle structure development; actin cytoskeleton organization; heart development. The record is from RefSeq and is a predicted model, not a curated record. NCBI's taxonomy places the organism in Eukaryota, Metazoa, Chordata, Aves, Passeriformes, Hirundinidae. The coding region runs from base 49 to 1095 and encodes 348 amino acids. The transcript is spliced from 10 exons. Gene Ontology annotation, molecular function: actin binding; muscle alpha-actinin binding.
CGUCGCUGUGCGGCGGGGACAGAGCGGGGACACAGAGCCGCCGCUGCCAUGCCGGUGACGGUGACGCUGCCCGGCCCGGCCCCGUGGGGCUUCCGCAUCUCUGGGGGAAGAGAUUUCGGGAAGCCCAUCACGGUCUCCAAGGUGACGGAGCACGGGAAGGCGGCCGCGGGUGACCUCCGGCCGGGGGAUGUCAUUGUCACCAUCAACGGCGACAGCGCGGCCGAGAUGCUCAACGUGGAGGCGCAGAACAAGAUCAAGCAGAGCCGCGGGCAGCUCCGGCUGCAGGUGGAGAGGUGCCCGGUGCCACCUCCCAGCCACGCCAACGGGGACAGCUCGCCCGAGAUGUUGGCCACGCGCUUCCAGGACACGCUGAGGAUGAGGAGUGAGAGCCAAGGGGCCCUGAGGACGCUGGAGCGCAGCCUGGCACCCCUGGCUCACCCACCUGCAGCCAGCUCGCACCCCGUGGAGCAGGAGCUCGCCUGUCCCGGCCUCCCCCAGGAGCGGGGACGCCUGAGCCGCCAGAACAGCUCGCAGGGCCCGGCCCUGCCUCCACCCCCCCGCCCACCCUCACCGGAGCUCGGAGCCCCCCAAACCCCCUGGGAGACCCCCAGGGAGAGGCGCCUCUCGUCCCCCGCUCCCGGCACCUGCCACAGCCAGGGCUCGGAGCCGGCCAUGAGGCGCUUGGAGGAGGACUCGGAGGUCUACAAGAUGCUGCAGGAGCGCCGGGAGCUGCGGGCGGCCCCGCGGCAAUCCAGCACCUUCCGCCUGCUCCAGGAGGCUCUGGAGGACGAGGAAGGGGGAGGUCCCGCAGCCCCCUUCCCCAGCCGCCUCUCGGCCGGGGCUCGCAAGCCCGUGGCCGGGGUGCAGAAGCUGCACGUCUGUGAGAAGUGCGGGAGCAGCAUCGCGACGCAGGCGGUGCGGAUCCAGGACGGCCGCUACCGACACCCGUCCUGCUACACCUGCGCCGACUGCGGCCUCAGCCUCAAGAUGCGCGGCCACUUCUGGGUGGGGGACGAGCUGUUCUGCGAGAAACACGCCCGCCUGCGCUACCAGGGACCCCCGGGGGGGCCCGUCCCUGUGUCCCCCCGCUCCUGAGCCGGCGUCCCCCGUGACCCCAGGGCCGGCCUGGGGGGCUGAGGGCGCUGCCAGGCUGGCGAUGGAUUUGGGGGUGGGGGAUGCCCAUCUUCACCGCUUUGCGGGCGUGUGAGAUGAGCUGGGUGAGUUCUCAGCCUGGGGGACACC